GUCCUGGUGGGCGGAAGUCCCGCCUCUUGGGCCCGUGCUGCGUGUACAGUCGCCGGCGAGGACGGAAGCCCUGAAGGGUCAUCCCACGUCUUUCUUUGGCGUUCGAGCGGCAAAGAAGCAGGCAUGGCUCCCAAGGGCGGCGGCGGGGCUCGGCAGCAGUCGGAGGAGGAGCUGCUCCUGCAGGACUUCAGCCGCAACCUCUCCGCCAAGUCGUCGGCACUCUUCUUCGGGAACGCGUUCAUCGUCUCCGCCAUCCCCAUCUGGCUGUACUGGCGGAUAUGGCACAUGGAUCUUGUUCAGUCUGCAGUCCUUUACAGUGUAAUGACACUCGUCAGUACGUACCUGGUUGCCUUUGCCUACAAGAAUGUCAAGUUUGUUCUUAAACACAAAGUUGCCCAGAAAAGGGAAGAUGCUGUUUCCAAAGAAGUAACUCGUAAACUUUCUGAAGCAGACAAUCGGAAGAUGUCACGUAAGGAGAAAGAUGAGAGAAUUUUGUGGAAGAAGAAUGAAGUGGCAGACUAUGAAGCCACAACAUUUUCUAUCUUCUACAACAAUACUCUCUUCUUAGUUUUGGUCAUUGUUGCUUCCUUCUUUAUACUGAAGAAUUUCAAUCCCACCGUAAACUACAUCCUUUCCAUCAGUGCUUCAUCUGGAUUGAUUGCGUUGCUGUCAACAGGCUCUAAGUAAAUGGAAUUGUUUGGGAGGAUGGGUCCUGCCCAAUUGCAUACAGGUGUAAGAAGGGGGGUAUUGCCUUUUUUAUACUUUGAAACCAUGAUCAUUACUUUUUUUAAAAGAAGAAAGAAGAUGGGAAAAAAAUACUAUAGGCCUCAUCUUUAGUUAACAGAGCUGAGCUCCUCAGAUCUUCCAGACUAGGCCCAAACACACCUAAAAUAUUUCUGACAGUUACAACCUGUCAGGCAUUGGAUUUCAGGAACAUUAGUUUAUAGCUAAGCCUUCUGUGUUUGGCAUCCUCCCGGAGAAAUGUUUGUAAUCUGUCAGCAAAACACAUCUUGUGGGCAGAAAACAGUAGCCUUGUUCUAUAGUAUUUUGUAACCAUGUUUGAAUAAAAGCAUGAAAAAUA
Molecule: messenger RNA, 1081 nt
Organism: Anolis sagrei ordinatus
Lineage: Eukaryota; Metazoa; Chordata; Lepidosauria; Squamata; Anolidae
Gene: SSR3
Product: signal sequence receptor subunit 3
Biological process (GO): SRP-dependent cotranslational protein targeting to membrane
Cellular component (GO): membrane; endoplasmic reticulum
Source: RefSeq, a predicted model, not a curated record